Messenger RNA from Aspergillus ibericus CBS 121593, 882 nucleotides. RefSeq lists its product as uncharacterized. The coding region runs from base 178 to 681 and encodes 167 amino acids. The transcript is spliced from 2 exons. The record is from RefSeq and is a predicted model, not a curated record. NCBI's taxonomy places the organism in Eukaryota, Fungi, Ascomycota, Eurotiomycetes, Eurotiales, Aspergillaceae.
CUCAAAGAUCCCACUUCACACAAGCCCAAAAAGAAAGACGGUACAUCUCUGGAAAACGUAGUUCGCCAUAAGGAAAGCUGCUUCGACGUUAGGUCCGGUCGGAAUACCACCCAGGCGUGCAGUGGGAGAAGCGGGGGGUGAAGUUGACAGGCUGAGAGGCAGCCAGGCCAGGGGACGAUGCAGGCACGUAGAGACAGAGGAAGGGGGAGGAGGCAGGGAGGUGACUGCUCUUACACGAUGGUCAGAACGAUUGGCUCAUGGCUCUUUGGGGGGAGAAGGAUGAUGGGAACUCUUGUCUUUGUAAAAAAGAUUCAAGAGGGGGGCAUGAAGAUUCCACCAACAGAGUUGAUCGGGACACGAACCAGAGCCAAGGUGAAAAGAAAGUCGGGACGAAAGCGCCGCUCGACUUUGACGAAUGCCGGCGAGAAAGUGGGUAAGGCAAACCCGACGAUGCUGGACCGGCUUUUUGGAUCUUUUGGGCUGAGAAGGAACGAGCAACGGCGAGAGUCGAUCGGGCGGGUUUCGCUUGUCUGCUCCUCCUUCGUGGGCCGCCGCCCGCGCUUAGCCCCGAACCGCGCGCCUAGCCCAGGCUGCCCCGUCCACAGCCGCGGGGGAAAGAAGAGCUUGGGUUUGGCAUCUCAAAGAACUAUCUACGAUCUAGCAGCAAGUCCCAGUGUGUGAGGAUCCUGCUCUCGUGCUCGUGCUCUCGCUCCCGCUCCCACUCUUUCUCUCCAGAACGGGGAGCUAUCGUCUUCAGCGCGAUGAACCGUUAUCGAAAUGCUCCCGGGCUUAGAGGCCCUACCAAGGCAACCCCCAGCACCUUGUGUCAAAAAUGCUUGAAACGAGGGCACUACAGUUAUGAAUGUACCGUGACCGCCCAGG